Molecule: messenger RNA, 358 nt
Organism: Racocetra fulgida
Lineage: Eukaryota; Fungi; Glomeromycota; Glomeromycetes; Diversisporales; Gigasporaceae
Source: the annotation of a GenBank genome assembly
AAAGUGAAAAACGAUUUGCGAAAUUGGAACAGAAGCGGACCCAGGUUAUCCCUAAUGAACAGGAAGUAUCCCCCGCAAAAGAUAUUUUUCCACCUAUCGAAGAUCAGUCCGGUAAAGAUAAUGUACAAUCUUCAAUGGAGUCUGAACUUCCUGCAACCUCUUUGCCACAAUCAGCUGAGACUCUAGAUUUUGUAGAAACGGUACAUAAAGAACGGGUUAGUAAAGAGAUAAUGGAGGGAAUUAGGGAAAAGAAACUCCGGGAACAAAACUUAUCUUCGGAUAAUACUUCACCAGAAGAGGUGAUACCUGAGGUAUCGGUUCCUUCAACUUCGAUAUCCAGAAACACUGAACUCGGAAA